Messenger RNA from Caenorhabditis briggsae, 1131 nucleotides. RefSeq names its product Protein CBR-LIP-1 (gene Cbr-lip-1). Gene Ontology annotation, biological process: negative regulation of MAPK cascade; protein dephosphorylation. Lineage: Eukaryota; Metazoa; Nematoda; Chromadorea; Rhabditida; Rhabditidae. Gene Ontology annotation, molecular function: MAP kinase tyrosine/serine/threonine phosphatase activity; protein tyrosine/threonine phosphatase activity. Gene Ontology annotation, cellular component: cytosol; cytoplasm. The record is from RefSeq and is a predicted model, not a curated record.
AUGACAACACAUUUACCUAGCACAUCCCAGAAUGGCGACGAGAUAUCUGCUGAGCAAUUCAACAGGAUAUUCCACGAGCGUAGCGUCAUCGUGUUGGAUUGCAGAUCGAAUGGAGAUUCCGUGAAGAAAGCCAAUCGUCUACGCCUGCCAGCUCUCCUUCAACGUCGUCUAAUGGGAGGCUCCAUGCGGCUCGCAACAGUACCCGAUCUAAAGGAAUUAAAUAAUCCUCCUGAUCAGUGUCCUGAAGUACUUCUCAUACCCGGUGAUACCGAGCAAGAUGAGCAGUUAUCGACGGCGUUGGCUCGAAAUCUGAAGUCCAACGAUUACCGUCAUUUCGUGCUGGGCGAGUCCGUCAACUCGCUCCUCUCGCAGUUCCCUUCCCUUCGCGAUAUGGCAGAUGAGAAUUGGAACACUACGUUUCAAAUGAAUUCAAUGCCUGGACAAGGAGUGGGUCAACAACAAGUAUCAGGGGGACCGCUACUCAAUUUAAAUCAACUUCGAUUAGAAGGCGAAGAUCAAGGUGGGAAACAACGAGCUGAGUUCCCAGUGAAGUUAACCAGUUUCCUCUAUCUUGGUAACGCUGAGACAGCUAAAAAUCGAGAUAUUCUUAAUAAGCACUCUAUAUCGCACGUCAUAAAUGUCACAUCAAAUCUUCCGAAUACGUUUGAAGACGAUCCAAAUAUGAGAUAUUUGAGAAUAUCAGCCGAUGACAAUGCUUCGCACAACUUAUUCUUCCCAGAAGCCAUAUCAUUUAUAGAAGACGCUCGCCGUAAUGGUUCGGCUUGUCUUGUACAUUGUCUAGCUGGAAUUUCAAGAAGUGUAACGAUAUGCCUGGCAUAUCUUAUGAAAACAGAGAUGUGUACCCUCGACUCAGCAUACGAAUGGGUCCAAAAAAGAAAUGCCAGUAUUGCACCGAACUUCCAUUUCAUGGGACAGCUCACCGACUAUGAGAAGAUGUUGGGAUUGAAUAGCAAUCGAGUUGGGACAUAUCCCUCUUCUGCUCCUCGCUCUCCAUCGUGCGCCAUCGAAGCAGCGACAGCUUCUCAAGUCGGAGGUCUCCUAACACCGCCACCAACCAGUUGCUCGGCUUCUCCACAAUCGAGUAAUCACUCAGCCAAGUCAUUUCACUAG